UCCACAGCAUCCUCAAACAUCACCUUCAUAAUCCCUUUUACUCCUCCUUGGCUUGCAACUGGCAGCCCAGUGGUCUCUGCCUGUAGCAGACCUCUGUUGGAUGCUGUUGUUUGCUUGAGAGAGGGAAGAAAUUGUUUUGAUCUUCUCUAGUCUGUAGUGCAUCAUCAGACGGUGAAGAUGUCCACUUGUGUAAGCAGCAAGAGCAGCUUUCAACUACUAUCUUCUAUAAAAGUUGAAGAAGAGGCACCAAGAGUCACCAUUGAGAAGCAAGGUAUAGUGUCCAUUCUUGGAUCAGACUCUGAAACAACCAAAGCAGCAGCUUCUUUGAGAAGAACUCUUUCAGCUGAUAUGUCCUCAAAGAAAUGGUUAGCUCAAAAUGGCUUCACCAGCUCUAGCCCCAUGAAGAAGAUUGCAUCAUCUGAGAAACUAGCACUUUCAGCCGCUGAUCAUCAUCAUUCGUCAUCAUCUUCUUCUUCUUUUUCAGAAGGAGAAGAGGAGUAUUAUAAAGGUAAUAAAGAAAGGCCUGCACAAGAUGACGUAUGGAUGUCAAUUCAGUCACAUAAAGAGAAAAAGCAGCAGCCAGAUGUGUGGAGUUGGGGCUCAAUUCUUUCCCAAAAGAAUGAGGACUCAUCCAAACUUCCACCCCCUUAUGUUCAUCCUUUAGUAAAAAGAUCUGCUAGCUCUUUGAGUGAAAAAAGCCUCGAAAUUUGCACAGAAAGUCUUGGCUCUGAGACUGGCUCUGAUGGCUUUUCCUCGUACCCGCCUUCUGAAGUAGGCGAUGUAGAUGAGGAAAAAGAUAACGACCAACAACAACCACAACCACAACCACAACCACAACCACAACUACCGCAGUCCUACGAGGACAUGCGAAUUGCAAAGUAUCAUUACUCUAUUUCCAGUAGGAAAUCAGGGCCUCGGUCCUUCCCUCCUCCUCUUCCUUCAUUGGCUCGCGAAGAUAGAACCUCAGUUCACAUGCAGUCUCACAGAGAAAAUGGUAGGUUAGUUCUUGAAGCUGUUUCUGUCCCUCCACAAAACUAUUUCCAGGCUCAACGCGAAGAUGGCCGCCUUCGCCUCACUUUCAUCAAUACUCCUUCCUCACAAGAAGAAGAAAUGGAGGAUGAUGUUCAAGAAUUUGAGCAAGUGUUUGACAAUUUUGAAGAAAUUGAAGAAAAUGGGGGGUCCAAAUUUGAUGAUCCAAGUGAUAAAGGCCAUGAAGAAGAUGAAGAAGAAGAGGAGGAAGUAGUAGUAGUAGUAGUAGAAGAAGAAGAAGAUGAUGAUGAUGAGAAAGUUUUUGAGAAAGAAAAAGGAAGAAGAGAAGUGGAGAUUGUGAUGGAGCAAAACUCAAGAUUGCCAGGUGGAUUGAUGGAUGUGCACAAACCAACAUUGAUGAUGAAAAAGCUAAUGGGACUAGACAAAAAGAAUCUAGCAUGGGCUCCAAGGUUCAACAAAGCUGUCAACUUGGGGGAGGUGGAGGUGGAGUUGGAGGACGCGUUUGCUACUCCACCACUUCCUCAGUCACUUCCAGUUCCACCACCACCGCGGGUGGCUCGACUGAUCUCAGCCCCACCGGCAACCACAGCAGCUACAUCUUUCAAUGCUUAUGAAUACUUCUGGAAAGAGAAGCCCACAAUGGCAAGCAUCAUCAAGCCAAUGUCCACAGCUGAACAAUGCCAGCCUCCCAAAAGCAACCAGAACAAGCUCAUUCUAGCCAGUCAUGGCAGCUUGAAGGGAUAUGAGCAGCAAAAUCUUGUGCUCAUGAGAGGAAACAAGGCAGAAUACUUGGUUCCUUUGUUCAGAGGAUGCAAAGAAUCAAGAGCAAGAUCUCUAUUACUUUGUGAGCCUAAUUGCAUUGCUACCUCCUCAUGAUCCACAACCACAAAUCGAUACCACAGUGCUUCAUCAACCACUUUUUUUUUAAAUUCUUCUUAUAUAAUUCCUCUACGUAAAAUGUUACCUACUACUUGUCCCUCUUUGUAUUAGUAGUACUUUUUACUCUCAGAAAGAGUUAUGUGUAGUAAAAUAAAAUAUUGGAAAAAGGGGGAGAAAUUACUUGUUUGGAUUUAGAGGAUUUAUGGAAGAAAAAUGUGAGAGUACUACAUAAAUUUUUAUUACUCCUGUACACUUUUUUAGUAGCAGUAGUAGUACUACUACUCUGUUAUCUAACAAAAUCUUACCACUAUCUUUGACUUGGUGGUGUGUCUUGUCUGUCUCUGCAUCAUAAUGGAAUAACCUUCUUUUACA
Molecule: messenger RNA, 2241 nt
Organism: Coffea eugenioides
Lineage: Eukaryota; Viridiplantae; Streptophyta; Magnoliopsida; Gentianales; Rubiaceae
Product: protein FAF-like, chloroplastic
Exons: 2
Coding region: 178-1866 (562 amino acids)
Source: RefSeq, a predicted model, not a curated record